This is a messenger RNA of Bolinopsis microptera, 2084 nucleotides long. RefSeq lists its product as uncharacterized. Gene Ontology annotation, biological process: G protein-coupled receptor signaling pathway. The transcript has 7 exons. Gene Ontology annotation, cellular component: plasma membrane. Gene Ontology annotation, molecular function: G protein-coupled receptor activity. Bases 22 to 1080 code for a protein of 352 amino acids. The record is from RefSeq and is a predicted model, not a curated record. NCBI's taxonomy places the organism in Eukaryota, Metazoa, Ctenophora, Tentaculata, Lobata, Bolinopsidae.
CAGUUUAUUGCGGUUAGCUCAAUGUCAGAACCAACCACCUACGCUGCAGUGACCCACGGUGCGUUAACUCACGGCAGCACCACUUACUAUGCACUUAACUCCACUGGAGGAACAGUUGCUACUGUAGAAAAAGAAGCAGUGGAAACACACGACAACAUAUGGUCGGCACGAGAGUUGAAUAUCCUGGGUGGUUUCCUGUGGUUAGCAGUUAUUAUAACACUGGUCGGUAACCUCUCCUGCUUCUACGCGGUCUGGAAGAACCUUAAGAAGAUUCUAGAACACCCGUUUUUCCAGUCAAAUGUAUUUUGUGUGUUAUUGUCAGUGGUGGAUGUGUUGCUGGUGUUACUGGUUGGAAUACCUGCUGCUGUCUUCUUUACUGCUGAGUCAGAGUGGCUUGGUAACUCUUUCUAUAACUUAGCGAUGGUGGAGGCUAUUCUUGACUACCUAGUGUGGUUACAGCUCCUGCUAGUAGUUGCUAUCUGUCUGGACAGGGCUGGACACAUCUGCAGACCACUUACGUACACCUUCUCUAUAAAAGCCAGGAAAACAACUGCUGCGUGUUUGUUCUGUGUUAUCAUCCCCUUCCUCCUACUCACUGUGCCGUAUAUCAUUGUACUUAACAAGAGCAUGGCUAUCGCUGCAGAAACUGUUAGCUCCCUUGACGAUAGAGAAAUAGCAAGGUCUUUUAUCGAGAGAUCGACCUUCAAAUGCAAAUCUUAUGCUUACAAUAACGGGACUGAUGCAGACAUCAACAUAUUCAUGAGUUGCACAGUGAUGACUCCACCUAAAGAUAAGUGGGAGGGUGGUAAACACUUCCUGAAGUGGGAGAAUGUGGCACAUCCCAUGGUCCUCCUGGCUGCUAUCCUGAGUCUGCUGGUUUCCAAUGGGCUCAUCAUCCGCAAGUUGGUCGAGAGCGCUGCUUUCCAGAAAGACAACGCUAAACGACAAGAAGAGGUAGCUAAAAGUAUCCGCAUGAGCUCCAUAGUCUCCACACUACAAGCAGUGACACUGUUAGUGUGUACCUUACCUAUGAGAGUCGCUCAGAUGGAGAAGAGAUUUGAGAUUUGGGAAAGAGUGUGACACUUCAAUUAAAGAUAACGAAUGUGUCUUUAAUGCUACUAAAUAUUCCCAUCAUUACAUAAUGAUAACUAAAGUGCUAGUGUUUCUGGGACCAAUGGUGAAUCCCUGGCUCUACCCUAUCAGGAUGGCGAGUAUAAGAUCCUUCCUCGCAACCAAGAAACGUUCAGUUGUUUCAUCAGCAGUGAGACGCUUUACAGUAACCAGUAGGACUAGGAGUUCUGAGUAUCGUUCAAAACACCACAAAACUGAAUACGUCACUCUUGAGACUGAGGACCGGAGGAACCAUGGUGAACCUCAAUCUGUCGAUGGCAAGUCAAAAGAAUACGGUCGUGUCUGAGAGUACUAAUGCUUGAGAAGCUUUCUGAGAGCUCUACUUUUACGAAGACUAAAUAAAAAAGUGAAACAUAAAGUCGUAGGACUCAUCAAAAUUAAAUAACGAUCGUUUUUUAACGCCUUAUUGAAUGGAAUUCACAAAGAUAAUUAUCGUGCUGACGCUUUUGAUUUCGAAUUUUAUAAUUAUAGACAGCAUAAUAGUAAUAUAUUACUAUUAUAAUUUUGAUGUAUGAAAUGUAAAACUUUACAAACCUCAACACAUUAUUAUUAAUCAAUCAUUCAUCUUUUAAUUAGUAGUGGAUCGAAUUGAAUAUGGUAAAUAGUUCUUUAUCGCAGUUGAGAGUUAUACUAGAAAUUUACUUUUAUCAAAGAAAAUACUUUUAUAUUCCGUUAGUAAUUUUCACUGAAAUUCUUUUAGUUGAUUUGAAAGUGUUAUUUAAAUUAUGGGUGACCGAGUUUGUAAUAGCUUCUGAAACAAAAAGUAACAAUAUGUCAUGUGUCAGCAGUGGGAAGAAUGUCUAUUUACUAAUUAAUUAUGAUCAUUCCGUGUCUAACUAAUUACCUAUAACAUAUUAAAGGUACCGUUAGUAGACAAAACAUUUGUUAAAUAACAAUUAUAUUUAAAGAAAUUUCUGAAUUCUUAUUAUUUAAUUCUAAUUUUUUAAUUUAAA